This is a messenger RNA of Pochonia chlamydosporia 170, 534 nucleotides long. RefSeq lists its product as hypothetical. NCBI's taxonomy places the organism in Eukaryota, Fungi, Ascomycota, Sordariomycetes, Hypocreales, Clavicipitaceae. The transcript has a single exon. The record is from RefSeq and is a predicted model, not a curated record. Bases 1 to 534 code for a protein of 177 amino acids.
AUGGGUUGCGAACAGGUUUUAGGCGGGAGAACCCUACGAGGAAUCUUUGCAGACGAUUUUGCCUGCACCAGUAAGGAAGUCUGGUACCAGCACUAUACACCAGCUGAUCAUUGUCGACGGGAGGGAGAGGGAGCCAGAAACAAUAUUCGAGAACGAAAACGGCUAAACCAAGUUGCCAAUGGGUUUCUGGGUCGACAAGAGAGUAUCAGUGCGUUUGCUCAAGCCGCCCUUGGUUUCGUGGUUCAUCGAGAGGCCGUUGCCACAAGCACGUUUCUCCCUUUAUCAACGGUAGAACUGCCCUGCAUGGCGAUGUUGAGUGACCUUGUCUUGUUCGACCCUUCGAUUGAUGUGCUUAGUGCACACACCAUUCGAUAUAGCUAUUUCGAUACCACCACAUUUUGUGCUUGCCAACUGGUUGGGUUUUUGAUAUGUGCGCAUACAUCCAUUACCAAUAUGAACGACGUGGGGCUGAUGAGGCAAUCUUGCCAGGAGCAUUGGCAAUGUGCAUUCCUGGUCCCAUCGCCCGUGCGUUAG